Messenger RNA from Fibroporia radiculosa, 927 nucleotides. RefSeq lists its product as uncharacterized. NCBI's taxonomy places the organism in Eukaryota, Fungi, Basidiomycota, Agaricomycetes, Polyporales, Fibroporiaceae. The record is from RefSeq and is a predicted model, not a curated record. Bases 1 to 927 code for a protein of 308 amino acids. Gene Ontology annotation, cellular component: mitochondrion. Gene Ontology annotation, molecular function: glycine transmembrane transporter activity. The transcript is spliced from 8 exons. Gene Ontology annotation, biological process: glycine import into mitochondrion.
AUGGUCAUUCUAAGCUUAUCUUUCUCUGACCAUCGACAGGCGCGGUCUCCGGGUUUGUCUCAAGCAUAUCCCUCCAACCACGUAAUCGACCUCUUGAAAACGCGCUUGCAGCAAGGCGAUGGCUCGGUGCACGGAGUUAGCCGCGGGGGAACAAUUCUUGAAACGGCGCGCGACAUUGUCCGAAAGAACGGGCUACCUGGUCUAUGGCGCGGAACAACUGCCACCUUGUUACGAAAUGUGCCCGGUGUCGCGCUUUACUUCACCGGCCUGAAUCACGCCCGCAUGCUCCUCGCCACCUCUCCUUACUUCGCUGCCGCCGCUCCUGACCCCGCACGCACGCACUCCGGCUCGGUCCUCCCUAAGCUCACAAAAUGGGGUAACCUCAUAGCGGGUGCCACCACCCGCGUGACAGUGGGCAUCUUACUGAACCCGUUCACAGUGCUGAAAGCGCGGUAUGAGAGCAAUCUGUACGCGUACAAUAGCAUGACGGGGGCCAUCGGCUCCUUGGUGCGCGCGGGCCCGUCCGAGCUCUUUCGGGGAAUUGUCGCCACGUCCGUCCGCGACGCACCAUAUGCAGGGCUGUUCGUCUUGUCGUACGAACACAUCAAAGGCGAAGCAGUUCGUCUCGUACAACCACAGUCGUCCAUGGCUUCUACUGCAGUUCAUGGCGUUGCUGCGGCGUCUGCUGGUGUCGUAGCUAGUCUUGCCACACAUCCCUUCGACGUCGUGAAGACUAAAAUGCAGGUCCGAGCCGAAGACCGCUAUCACGGAGUUAUCAAGACCGUAUGGACUAUCUUCCAGCAACGGGGUAUCCGUGGAUUCUAUGACGGCGCAGUCCUACGCAUCGUACGCAAGCCCGCCAACUCAGCAAUCGCUUGGGCGACAUAUGAAGGUGUACUCAUGUUCAUGCGGACACAGGAACGAUAA